Leucoraja erinaceus (little skate) is the source of this 1752-nucleotide messenger RNA. RefSeq names its product synaptosomal-associated protein 23-like. The coding region runs from base 100 to 732 and encodes 210 amino acids. Gene Ontology annotation, molecular function: syntaxin-1 binding; SNAP receptor activity; voltage-gated potassium channel activity. The record is from RefSeq and is a predicted model, not a curated record. NCBI's taxonomy places the organism in Eukaryota, Metazoa, Chordata, Chondrichthyes, Rajiformes, Rajidae. Gene Ontology annotation, biological process: synaptic vesicle priming; synaptic vesicle fusion to presynaptic active zone membrane; exocytosis. The transcript has 8 exons. Gene Ontology annotation, cellular component: SNARE complex; plasma membrane.
CUGCUCGCAGGACCGACGUCACGGCGCGGUACUGGGCAUGCGCAGACGGCGGGGAGCGCUUGACGAGUCGCAGGAAGGAUCCACGGCUUGGCGAUCAACAUGGCAGAAAUGUCUGCUGAAGACUUGCAACUCCGGGCCAACAACGUGACGGAUGAGUCACUGGAGAGCACCCGGAGGAUGCUACAGUUGGCAGAGGAGAGCAGGGAUGCUGGUGGUAAAACCCUGAUCAUGUUGGAUGAACAGGGAGAACAACUGAAGCGCAUUGAUGAAGGACUGGAUCAGAUCAACCAGGACAUGAAGGAAGCAGAGAAGAACCUGACUGACCUCAGCAAAUGCUGUGGCCUGUGCGUCUGUCCCUGCAGCAGGGUGAGGAAUUUCGAGAUGGGAGACAAGUACAAAAAAGCCUGGGCCAGCAAUUCCGACGGAAACACGGGCAAGGUCGUCUCCAAUCAGCCCAGCAAGUCACAGAACAGCCAUGAGAUGGCCAAGCAGGGCGGUGGAGGAGGAGCUUACAUCAACAGGGUCACCAACGACGCACGAGAAGACGAGAUGGAGGAAAACCUCGAACAAGUGGGCAGCAUCAUCGGAAACCUGAAGAACAUGGCCAUCGACAUGGGCAACGAGAUCGAUUCGCACAACAAGAAGAUUGAUGGCAUUGCCGAGAAGGCGGAAACUAACAAAGCUCGGAUUGAUGAUGCCAACGUGAGAGCAAACAAACUCAUGAACAAGUAACGUGGAGCCAAGACUUGCCUCUGAAUUACAGCUUCAACUUCAAGUCUGAUUUCUGCGCCAAUCACCGUGCUGCCUUCCUGUGUCUCUGUUUCUCCCACCAACCUCUCCCUGAAUUAGUGUAAGAUGUGCUGAGUGGUCUUGGGUUUUUAUGACCUGUGCAUGUGUCGCCAGUCGGACUUGAGCCACCCUUGGAGACCUGUCUAGAUGAGUGACUGAUUCGUGCAAUGCUAGUGUGACUUCUUGCAGCUAUUCGUUCCUGUCCAGAACCAGCAAGCACCGACGUGCUGUUGGAGAACUGGCUGGAAAGGGAACCUUGGGCAGGAUACUGAUUCAUACCUCCAAUACUUGUGACAUAUUGUUUCUGACUACUUUCUCUUUCUCUGCCCUGGGUGUAUUUACUCUUGUUACUUAUGUUCUCAAUCCCCAUGUUCAGUGGUCAUUUUAUAUUCCCUACCCCCACUCCCAGUGUGUAGACCACUGAACUCCAAGCUGAGGAGAUCAUUGCCUACCACCAAUUCUCCCUUCAUAAUUCAUGUCCUUGUUCCUGUGACACCAAACCCUUGGUUGUCUUUUAAUAUAAUGAGGGACUGUUCUCCACAGUACAAAACCCCGUCUGCCCUUCACAAUUAAAGGAUAGUCCAGGCCCUGACCCUUUGCCCGUGUAGUGGCCUGGAUUUAUGGUGGCUGUUUUUACCUCUCCCUUUCUGUGCCCAUUGAGUCUUCUGAUCACUGGCUUUAGAGUUAAUGCUCUGUCAUCUUAGAUGGGGCAAGGGCCAAACAUGCUCUGCUGGUUGGGUGAAGCUGGCUUUCCCCUUGGGCAAAAUUCUCGGCACAAGGCUUGUCUUUAUCAGGGACCUUUUGUGUGAAUCUUCCUCCGGUUUCAUUACACAUACAUGAAGUGUGUACAGAAAGUAAAAUAUAUAUUGUACAUUUAAUCAUUUGUUUCCAACUGAGUACAUUGGGAAAUAAUGUUUAAUGCGAAAUGUGAUCACAACUUUAAAGCUUUCAUCUUUAACAGCC